GGCAGGCCGGACCAGAACCACCACGGGUAGUCUCAAAAUCAUCGGACGUGACAAGUACAAUUAGCCCCGCCGAGUUGACUCCAUUUCUCUCGACGCGUACACGACAUAUCCAGCAGUGACAUUACACGAUCAGAACACGCAAUAAGAAAAAAGCCUCCGACAACAAUGGCAUCCAGCGCAGCAGCGAUGACACUCUACCGGCUCGUCUUCUUCGUCCCCGAGAGCCACCUCGCCGCGUGCAAGACGGCCGUCUUCGCCGCCGGCGCCGGCCGGUACCCGGACAGCAACUACACCGAGUGCUGCUGGACCACGGACGGCACGGGCCAGUUCCGCCCGGGCGCGGCGGCGAACCCGCACCUCGGCGCCGUCGGGCAGCUCGAGCAUGUCCGGGAGGUCAGGGUCGAGACUCCGUGCUUGGGCAAGGAGGUUGCGAGGAAGGCCGUGGAGGCUUUGAAGACUAGCCAGAAGGCUUUCGACCUGUACCAGUCUGGAGACAAGGUAUGGCGAAAGGAAGAUCUUGCCGACAUCGAAAGGCAGCUGGAAGAUGCCUCUGCUGUCUCGGCCUUUACACUGCGCCGUAUCGACGGAACUACCCUGAAAGUCAAGAACCCUAUGUUUGGGGUUGAGAAUCCAAUCUGGGAACCCAUCGUGCGUUAUCGCGAAUAUUGGGCCCUGGUCGACUGCCGGCCCAAGGAGCCGGCAGAGACGUAUAACUGUUCAUACGUGAUCGAAUGGCGAAACGCAAGCGAAAGGUUAUACAGAGGACCGCACCAAGGCAGCGAGGCACUCUUUCACUCGUGGCGAGAUAAAUGGAACACCAGCGCAACCUGCGCGGCACUGCGAGGAUGCAUCACGAAUCUUGCUGUCUCGUCAUUGUUGCCACCGGCGAAAUUCGAAGGUAUGAUCAACCCGAUUAAGAUUCUCUGCUUCGGCCUGGGCGACCUCAACUUUAAAGGUCCCAACUGGUGGUACAUACAAAACAGGCAGCGGCCCAUCGACGAGCAAGAGACGGAUAUCAGCGUCAUCGAGAACCCGCUGGUACACCACGCCAUUGCUCUGACCAUCAGGGAAACCGUCCAAGAUGUCAUGACCAGCAACCAGGCCAUCAUUCAACGUCAGCCCGACACUAGGUUGCUAACGCAGGACCCGCAAUAUACACCCGAAACGAUAUCCCUGCUUGCGCGUGCGGCGCCGGAAUUUGAAGUUGUCGGCUCCCGAGGAGCAUCAGGGUUUGCGGAGCUGGAUCAUGGGUGUAUUGUCUUUGCACCUUUCGUGAAUGCGCCACUCAAUCAGAUCAUAGCGGAUCUGGCGAGGCCGCUGGCGAUCAUCACGCCGGCGUUUGGAAAGGAUAUUAUUUUUGAUCAGAGAGGAAGACCAUGUGGUAACCCAGAGUCGCCGAGGUCAAGGGAGAUGUGGAAGGAGUAUGACGUUCAGGACUUUCCGCUUGUUGAGGCGGAGAAGGAUGUGGUCAAGGGCAAUCUGUGGCAGCUGAAGAUCUAUACAAGGAGGUGA
This is a messenger RNA of Microdochium trichocladiopsis, 1512 nucleotides long. RefSeq lists its product as uncharacterized. NCBI's taxonomy places the organism in Eukaryota, Fungi, Ascomycota, Sordariomycetes, Xylariales, Microdochiaceae. The record is from RefSeq and is a predicted model, not a curated record. The transcript has 4 exons. The coding region runs from base 166 to 1512 and encodes 448 amino acids.